AUAGCUUGUUUUUUCUUAAGGUGUACCAGAUUUUUAUUUUAAACUAUUUUUUUUUUUAUAAAAUAUGAAGGAUUCAGCUAAAAAUGUUUUUUCCCCGUUUUUGACAAAUAAAAUAUAUCCAGGAUGCCUACAGUAACAAAAAGGGAAUAAAAUGUUCUCGAGCUCUUUUAAUAUUUAAAAAUACUGAUAUCAACUGAAACAUACACUGUAGGUAUAAAUUUUUAAAGAGAUUUCGUAUGAAAUGUCGAGAAAAUGGUUUAUUUUCUACGUAAUUCCCAUAUAGUUUGUAAAAUAUGAAUAGUAAAUGAAUUUAAAUUUGUCUGUUUUGUGCUUAAUCAAUCAUGAUGUCUUAAUUAAUUUCAUUGAUUAACGCCUUUAAAAGAAAGAAAAAAACUGUUGAAAAUAAGGUAAAAUUUUCACAUUCAAUAUUAAAUAAUGACUUAUACUAUAAUGAGUAUACUUAUACUCAAUUCGAUAUUAUUUUACCGAAAAAGUCAAGAGCAAGAUUUCAAGAGUAUGACUAAUGCUGUUUUUUUUAUUAAAAACCCAACGUUUUAGAUAUAUUUUGUUAGCAAAAAAGGACCAAAAAAAAAAAACAAACAAGAUUAUUUACUUAUUUUCUAUAUAUUCCAUCAAAAAUGACAGUUUAUGUCAAGAUCUUUCAUUGUACAUGUAUAUACAAAAAACAAAGCCCUAAUAAACCUAAUAAACCUUAUUGAACAAAGCUUUUGUUAUGAAAAAUCUUUGAAAGAAGAAUAUCUUACAUUUCCUAAACCUGUAGGGACAUUUCUUGACUCUAAGUAGCAGCACAUUAUAUUUGAAAGUAGACAGCUUUUAUCACAAUUGAUAGGUAUACAAGCCAGAUAACGGUAACAUUUAAUAAUUUGUUUCAUAUGGCAAACAAAUGAAAACAGCAAAAUACAUGUAUAACUUUUCACAACAAAUACAAAUUGAUAACUGCCUAAAUAGACGUCGAAACAGAAUCAAGCAGAUGAUUUCAUCCUCUUUGGUCUUGUUUACAGCAAUUUAAAUUUUAGAGAAUCCCAUGCGUUAUGGCACCGACAAGCAGCAAUUGGAGCUGAAAGAAAGAGAUGAACUGGACAGAAUUAACAGACCUCGCCCAGUCUGUAGCCGCUACAGGGUCUACCAUUGACUGGACCACUGUGGUUGGAAGCAACAGCUUAACGACUCUCGGUGGGCAGGCCUUAACUACACCGGUUAAUACACCAGGGACUGACUAUCAUAAUGGGUCUGGGUCCACAUUCGACAUAGCCAGUCGCCUUACUACCCCCGGAAAUGACGUAGUGGUACUGACGGCCGAGGAAUACUAUGCCCGGGAAGUCUCCCUUAACACCCCGGCGCUGGUCUACACAAUUUUACUUCUCAUCAUUGGACUUCCUGGGAACUUUGUUGUUCUGUAUGUAUACACCGAGAAAUGGGGGAGAAGUUCCACUCGAACGUUUAUCCUAGGCUUAGCCAUACUGGACCUGGUGAACUGCCUUGUGACGUAUCCAAUGGAGAUCGCGCUGUUGACACGCCCUUUAUUGUUUGACUUCCCGGUCCUCUGUAAGGUGACCCGCUUCACAACGUACUGGUGUAACACUGCCAGUGUACUGAUUCUCAUAGCUAUCGCAGUGGACAGGUACCAGCGCAUCUGUAGACCUCUCAGUAAACCAAUGACGACAAGAACCGCCAAAUUCGUCAUCUUCUACGCGAUGGGCGUGGCUGUUGUGUCCAUGUGGCCCGCCCUCGUACUGUAUGGAACAAAGAGUACUCCCGUCUCCAGAACAGUUGUCUCAAAACUGUGUCAAAUACAAGAUAAUUUUCAUGUCACUGUAUACCCAUUGGUGUUCUUCGUGUUGCACGGAGUUUGCACUGUCAUCAUAUUUCUGAUUCUGACUGUAAUCUAUUUACUAGUGGGUAUAAAGGUCUGUAAACUCCGGACGUUUCGUUCAAAAUCGUGCUCUGUGACGUCAAUUUCAGAAUUCGCUGAUGAGGACGAUCAACUAUACCUGGGAAACUGUAAAGGAGCAAAGAAUUCCGAGCUAGAAUUACAGCCAUUGAAAGGCCAAAAAAACAAACGGCCGGAGAACGGGUCAAAGGACGACAUCCCGCCAGCACCGGGCGCCAUUAAAGUGGCCCUCAAGACAACCUCCGAUACCCUGAAAAAAGCGCAAAAAUCCGUGACGGACAAACGCUUCCGACGCGUGAGUAAAACCACCAUAAUGUUGUUCCUGGUGACCCUGAUGUACGUGAUCUGCUUCUUGCCGUUUCUCGGGAUAGUGUUUCAUAGAACGAUUCACAAAGACGCGUUCAUGAUCAUGACGCGAUCGGAAAAGAUGGCGUUCAACGUCAUUUUACGUUCCUACCUGCUGAGCUGUGCCAUUAAUCCAAUCAUUUACUCAUUCUGCAGUGAGCUCUUCAGGAAAGAGUGCACAUACCUCUUUAAAAAGCUGUUCCGUAUAAACUAGCUAUUAAACUCUAAA
Molecule: messenger RNA, 2486 nt
Organism: Magallana angulata
Lineage: Eukaryota; Metazoa; Mollusca; Bivalvia; Ostreida; Ostreidae
Product: neuropeptide S receptor-like
Exons: 2
Coding region: 1092-2471 (459 amino acids)
Biological process (GO): neuropeptide signaling pathway
Cellular component (GO): membrane
Molecular function (GO): neuropeptide receptor activity
Source: RefSeq, a predicted model, not a curated record